UCAACACCACCGUCUCCCUCACCCGUCUCUCGCGCUCUGCGGUGCUUUCCCUUCUGCUUUGGUUUGUCCUCCGAAGCUUGCAAAUCUCUGCUCCUGGAAUUUGACUCCGAUGCUGGACUUCAAUUCCUUCAUGUCAAGAUGGAAACCUGUUACAUUUGAAGAAUCUCUAACCUUUGUGAAGAAAGUAAAGGCUCGCGAUUACCAAUUGUACUUGUCAUUGUUCGACAUCGUCAGUCGGAACGAACAGAUGACUCCAGAUAUCUACGAUGAUCUACUAUUGCUCUUCGAGAGUCACAAUGAUCUGCAAAAGGAGCUAAUGCGUUUCAAACCUCUCGUCGUAGAAAGAAUGAUUGACAACGACGUUUUAUCAGGAAUGGCUCUUCUCCUUGUGCUAAUAUUAUUCUUGAGCUUGUUCAUUUUGUUUGAACAACCUCUGAAAUAUGCUUUUCAACAAGUGUUUGGAACCUAACUGAAAGGGGGCAUUAUGGUGCAUGUAUGAUCGAUGUUUCCUCUUGGCAAUAAGAUCAUUAUCCUCAUGCCCACCCAGUUUCUUGGAAA
This is a messenger RNA of Musa acuminata subsp. malaccensis (wild Malaysian banana), 558 nucleotides long. RefSeq names its product paired amphipathic helix protein Sin3-like 4. Lineage: Eukaryota; Viridiplantae; Streptophyta; Magnoliopsida; Zingiberales; Musaceae. The record is from RefSeq and is a predicted model, not a curated record. Gene Ontology annotation, biological process: regulation of DNA-templated transcription.